UGACGUCAGUUUGCAGAACUAGCUCUGCCCUGUCUCCCUCAGUGUCUGUGAAACUCCUCUCGCUGAGAAUUGCUGGAGUAGAUGUGCUCGGCUCUACCUGCUCACGCGCCCGGACCUCGCGGACUGAAUGCAAUGAUUCCUGGUGCACAUUUAAAGUGGACUAAAACAGCUACGCGAUGAACACCUGCGCCUUUCUGCUCAUUUUGACUGUUCAGAUCUACGCCGAUGGCAUUGAAGGGCCAACAGCGGCAGGCUGCACAUUUGAGGAGGACUCUGACCCCAAUCUGUGCGACUUCGCCCAAGGGGAGGAGGAUGACUUUGACUGGCUGUUGUUUCGGACCUACAGCUCACCUUACACCAGCUCUGACCUCCUACGAGGAUCCUAUAUGUUGGUGAACUCCUCCCAGCAUGCCGUGGGUCACCGUGCUCAGCUGCUGCUGCAGACGCUGAGUGAAAACGACACUCACUGCGUCCAAUUCAGCUACUUCCUGUACAGUCGGGACGGCCACAGUCCAGGGGCCCUGAGGGCCUACGUGCGUGUGAACGGAGGUCCGCUUGGCAGCCCUGUGUGGAACACGUCAGGGUCUCACGCCAAACAGUGGCACCAGGUGGAGCUGGCUGUCAGCACCUUCUGGCCAAAUGAGUACCAGGUGCUGAUUGAGGCGACAGUUUCCAGGGAGCGACGCGGCUACAUCGCCUUAGACGACAUCAUGGUGCUCAACUAUCCCUGCUAUAAAGCACCACACUUCUCCAGGCUCGGAGAUGAGGAGGUCAAUGCUGGGCAAAAUGCUACUUUCCAAUGUGUUGCUGCUGGAAGAGCUUCAGAGGCAGAGAAGUUCCUGCUGGAGAGACACAAUGGGGACAUUUUAACAGCAGCGUCAGUCAAGCACUUGAGUCACUGGCGCUUUGUGGUAUCCUUCCAGCUAGACAGCGUCCAGCGGACAGAUCAAGACCUUUACCGCUGUGUCACUCAGUCUCCCAGGGGCUCCGGGGUCUCAAACUUUGCUGAACUUGUAGUCAAAGUACCUCCAUCCCCCAUUGCGCCACCCCAGCUGCUGCGUGCUGGCUCCACUUACCUGAUCAUCCAGCUUAACACCAACUCUAUCCUGGGAGAUGGCCCCAUUAUCAGGAAGGAGAUUGAGUACCGCGCCAGCCAGUCUCCGUGGUCAGAGGUGCACGGAGUCAACAUGGUCACAUAUAAGCUCUGGCACCUGGAUCCAGACACGGAGUAUCACAUCAGUGUGCUGCUGACUCGGCCAGGUGAAGGGGGGACUGGACCACCUGGACCACCCCUUGUUAGCCGGACCAAGUGUGCAGAGCCGAUGCGUGCAUUGCGAGGCCUCACAGCGACAGACAUCCAGCCCAGACAGUUGUCCCUGCAGUGGGAGAAUUUGGCGUUCAACCUGACACGCUGCCACACCUACUCAGUGUCCCUGUGCUACCGCUACACCACAGCGGGAGGCGGCGGAGGCCACAACACCACGGUGCGCGAGUGCCUGGCAGUGGAACACAACGCCUCACGCUUCACGCUGCGUGAUCUGCCACCCUACCACGGCAUCCAUGUCCGCCUGUCACUGGCCAACCCAGAGGGGAAGAAAGAGAGCAGAGAGGUCACCUUUCAGACCGAGGAGGACAUUCCCGGAGGCAUCGCACCAGAGUCGCUCACCUUCACCCCACUGGAUGACAUGAUCUUUCUGAAGUGGGAGGAGCCUGUCGAGCCCAAUGGCCUCAUUACACAGUAUGAGAUCAGUUACCAGAGUAUCGAGUCAUCUGAUCCAGGCAUCAAUGUGCCAGGACCAAGAAGAACCGUGUCCAAGCUGAAGAACGAGACCUACCACAUGUUUUCCAACCUCCACCCUGGGACGACUUACCUAAUCUCAGUCCGAGCACGAACGGCAAAGGGCUUUGGGCAGACAGCCCUUACUGAAAUCACCACCAAUAUUUCAGCUCCAACAUUUGACUAUGGAGACAUGCCCUCUCCUCUGAGUGAAACCGAGAACACCAUAACUGUCCUGCUGCGCCCCGCCCAAGGCAGAGGGGCACCUGUCAGUACUUACCAGGUGGUGGUUGAAGAGGAAACAGGGAAAAAGGUGAAGAGAGAGCUGGGCCUCCAGGAGUGCUUCCCUCUGCCGAUGUCUCAUGGCGAAGCGCAGGCCCGAGGCACGCCGCACUACUACACAGCAGAGCUUCCGCCCAGCAGCCUUCCUGAGGCCAGCCCCUUCACGGUGGGGGACAACCACACUUACAACGGCUACUGGAACAGCCCUCUGGACCCUCGUAAAAGCUACCUCGUCUACUUCCAGGCUAUGAGCAACUUCAGAGGGGAAUCCAGAAUAAACUGCAUUCGCAUCGCUCGCAAAGCUGCCUGCAAAGAUCACCGUAAGGCGCUGGAAGUGUCCCAACACUCUGAGGAGAUGGGUCUGAUUCUCGGGGUGUGUGCCGGUGGCCUCAUUGUCCUCAUCCUUCUGCUCGGCGCCGUCAUCAUCAUCAUUAAGAAAGGAAGGGACUACUACUCUUACUAUCCGAAACAAGUGAACAUGAAUAAGACACCCAUUACCUACCGACAGGAGAAGAGUCAUUUAGGCUCCAUGGAGCGCAGUUUCACAGACCAGAGCACCCUACAGGAGGAUGAAAGGAUGGCUCUUUCCUUCAUGGAUGCACACACCUGCGGCACACGCAGUGAUGCUCGUAGUUCAGUGAAUGAGGCUAGCAGCCUGCUGGGAGGCUCCCCGAGGCAUCAGUGUGGACGUAAAGGCUCGCCCUACCACACAGGGCAGCUUCACCCCGCUGUCCGAGUGGCUGACCUUCUCCAGCACAUCAACCAGAUGAAAACCGCCGAAGGCUAUGGCUUUAAGCAGGAGUAUGAGAGUUUCUUUGAUGGCUGGGACUGCACAAAGAAGAAGGACAAAACCAAAGGAAGGAAUGACACCUUGUUAGGGUACGACCGUCACAGAGUUAAGCUCCACCCUCUCCUGGGAGACCCCAACUCGGACUACAUUAACGCUAACUACAUUGACGGCUACCAUCGAUCCAACCACUUCAUCGCCACUCAGGGACCCAAGCAGGAGACUCUGUAUGAUUUCUGGAGGAUGGUGUGGCAGGAAAAUUGUUUCAGCAUCGUCAUGAUCACUAAGCUGGUGGAGGUUGGCAGGGUGAAAUGUUGUAAAUACUGGCCUGAUGACAGUGAAAUGUACGGGGACAUUAAAAUCACUCUGCUGAAGACAGAGACUCUGGCUGAAUACACUGUCCGCACCUUUGCUUUGGAAAGGAGAGGAUACUCAACCAAGCACGAGGUGCGUCAAUUCCACUUCACAUCCUGGCCUGAGCACGGUGUACCCUAUCAUGCCACAGGACUGUUGGCCUUUAUAAGGAGAGUGAAAGCUUCGACUCCCCCUGACGCCGGCCCUGUUGUGGUUCACUGCAGUGUGGGGGCGGGCCGCACCGGCUGCUACAUCGUGCUUGAUGUCAUGCUGGACAUGGCCGAAUGUGAAGGAGUGGUAGAUAUCUACAACUGUGUAAAAACCCUCUGCUCUCGACGCAUCAAUAUGAUCCAGACAGAGGAGCAGUAUAUCUUCAUCCAUGAUGCCAUCUUGGAGGCCUGUCUGUGUGGAGAGACGGCCAUCUUGGUGAACGAGUUUGCUGUCACCUACAAGGAGAUGCUGCGAGUGGAUUCCCAGAGUAACUCCUCUCAGUUGCGGGAGGAGUUUCAGACGCUCAACUCCGUGACCCCCCACCUGGAUGUGGAAGAGUGCAGCAUCGCUCUGUUGCCCAGAAACCGGGAGAAGAACCGCAGCAUGGAUGUGCUGCCGCCUGAUCGUGCCCUGGCCUUCCUAGUUACAACAGAAGGAGAGAGCAACAACUACAUCAACGCAGCUCUGGCCGACAGCUUCCACCGACAGGCCGCGUUCAUUGUAACCCCUCACCCUCUGCCUGGCACCACGGCUGACUUCUGGAGGCUGGUCUUUGACUAUGGCUGCACAGCCGUGGUCAUGCUCAACCAGCUGAAUCAGUCCAACUCUGCCUGGCCGUGUGUCCAGUACUGGCCGGAGCCAGGCUUACAGCAGUAUGGGCCCAUGGAAGUGGAAUUUCUGUCCAUGUCAGCAGAUGAGGAUGUCAUUACUCGUCUGUUCCGGGUCAAGAACGUAACAAGGCUCCAGGAGGGCCAGCUGGUGGUGUGUCAGUUCCAGUUUCUACGUUGGUCGGCGUAUCGUGAUGUCCCUGACUCGAAGAAGGCUUUCCUCAACCUGCUGGCGCAAGUGCACAAGUGGCAGAGGGAGUGUGGAGAAGGACGCACUGUGGUCCACUGCCUUAAUGGUGGCGGUCGCAGCGGCACCUUCUGUGCCUGCAGCAUCCUCCUGGAGAUGAUCCAGUACCAGAACAUGGUGGACAUCUUCUAUGCUGUCAAAACUCUACGCAACUGCAAACCCAACAUGGUGGAGUCCCUGGACCAGUAUCGAUUCUGCUAUGACCUUGUCCUGGAGUACUUGGACUGCUUUGAUGAUAGAUAGCAACUAAAUGUUUACCACAGCGGCAGUAUCCCACGCACUGCAGAUUUGAUUUUGAUGGCACCCAGUGACCCCUCUGCUUUAAUGUUUGGACCUGUGGCCUCAGCGCUGAAUGGACUACAAAGUGAGGAGAGGAAAAAGAAAACAUGGUCAUGGUUUUAACUUUCAACCUUUAAUGUACAGCUGUGAUUUUCCUCCUUGUUGGUGAUGUUUCUCUCUUUUGAUAUUUUUUGUGCUUUUCUUGGUCCUCUUUGCCUCUGGACUACAACUCUUUUGUGCUGAGAGUUUCAGUAGCAGUAAAACAAUCUUUCCAGCUACAAAAUGGACCCGUCUGGUUUGAAGAGGGGUCACAUCAGCUGUGUUUCAUUUUUUUCACUCAAAUAGAAAAGUGGCUGGAUCACAGUCCAGACUCUUAACAGGAUUAUUAAAAGGUGGAAGCAUUGUCCUCUUUCUUAAGAGCUACAUACAACAGCAGUCCACUGUGGUUGUGGCAUGACUUAUCUACCAUACCAUAAACUGCCUUAUAAAUGAUGCUCGGACAGAUUUAUUCAAAUCAAUGAAUAAAUCCAGAAGGUUACUACACUGGUGUAAAAACAGCAUCAGGAGCUUCUAAGAGGAUAUCUACAGGAAUAAGACAGAGCCCAGUCCUAAGCAGUAUUGAUGCAGAAACUGUAUAGUCGUACAAUGUGUUGUAUUUUGCCAUAGCGUCUGAGCUGGAUUACCAUGUGUGCUAAAGGUGGAUAUUACCAGGGACCACGGCUCCUGGUCCUGAGCCACCAUGGGAGAUUCCUAUCCCAUUACUGUCACAGUGCCAAUCCCACUGACUGACUUGAAUCAUCUCUUUAUGUUGUUCUUGAUAUAUGCCUACAAACAUUCAGUAUGUACUGCACUUGAAAGCAAUUGUUUGUAUGUCCCGCCUAGCGAGGAGGAAAAGGAAGGUGCAGAAAUAGAAACACCCAGACCUGCUAUAGUGGUAUAGAAAUGAUCCUCCUUUAUGCUAUGGUUGAAAGGAGUAAGGUUAGAGAGAACAUAACCUUAAUCCUUUAAAAGAAACCCUUACCAGUCACAGGUUUGAGUCUGCUAUUUCUUCUUUCUUUCAUCAUCUGAGGCGUUAUGUUGUACUCGUCAAAGCAAGUUAAAUUUAUCUUUACCUUUUUUACAUGGAGAUUAUACACAAGUAUAAAAAUGGGCAUUAACAUUGUGCAGAAGGAAAAAUGCUACUUUGAAUCCCCUCUUACCACUGAGAAAACAGGUGUUUUCACUUGUAAGCAUUCUCAGUAUCUCAAAAAAGAAACAGUGUUAUAAAAAAGGAGAUUAAGCAGGGCUAUCCACAGACAUAUGGAGUAGUCAGCCUGUAGGAAAGAGUGGCCGACUAGGGGGUCCGAAAGCUUUCCUGCCUCGGGGCAUUAAACAAAGUGAGGCACAAUAAUAAGAGGGUAUCUGGGGGUUGUCUACAGAAGAUGUAGAGCACCUAACGCCUAUUUCCCUGCAACUGUAGGAAUAUUUAAACAAUAGUGUGUGGUUCGAAUUUGAUUAUGUAAAACUAAAACACAAAGUUAUAGAACAAUAUCACAAAACAUUUGGUUACUUCAUGCAUAUUGCUAUUUUCCUUGUUAUUUUUCUUUUCCAUUUAUCAGUUUAGCCCUAAAAUGAAUGAAAACUUUUAGAGCUUAAAACCGGAGUCAUAUCAAAGCAAACAUAAGGGAUAAAUUUGUGGUUUUAUCACCAUAAAAUCAGUUUUACAUUUCAGUAGAAAAGAAACAGACUACUCUACUUUGAUUUAGUCUGUAACAUACAAGAUAAACAAGUCACAACACUUGAGUGAAACUUUUCUUUAAGUCACCAAUAGGUUGUCCGCAGAUAAUGUCAUAGUAGAGAACUCCAGAUAGGGGGCAUGAACUGAUUUUAGCAUACAGGAGUGCUAUCUAACGGCCCACGUUUUGUGCUGUUUACCACAGCUGUUCAAAUUGUGGAAAACAAAACGAUCUCUCAGAGAAACGACAGCAGACAUGGAUUAAACGCCUCAGUCUAAAGUCUGGAUGAUCUGACUCAGACAAUGCUUGUAUAUGGUCCAUUUUAAGUGGUCCAGUAUGGUUCAGUACAGUCUGGCUUGGUUAGGCUCAGUAAACCUUGAUUUUGUCUGUGUUUCCACAGAUGAUGUCAGUCCAUCCCUUUUUACAGAUUGGGAUCUUUUGGCUCAGCUGUUUUGGUUGCCAAACAACUCCUAAUUUUGUGCCAGUUUGGCUUUUAAAAUGUGGAUAAAAUAACAAAAACUAAAGAAAGGAAACUAGCUGUCAAACAGGAGCUAGCUCCAGUGGUUCAAAAAGAAGAGGCAACUUUGGGAACAGGCUCAUUUCCAGGCCCAGUCGCUUUUUCCACAAGGUUUGUUUGGUUAUAAGUAUAACAUAAGUAAAAGAUAUUUGUGACAAAAUGAGGGAGAAAAGCUGUUAAAGUGGUGCAGCUAGCCUCAGUAAAAGACUCCACAAGAACUCUAGUCCCCCUUCAUCUGACUAGGUGUGUAGUCUGCAGGAUGGAGUAAUUUGUGAUAUCGAUGGCCUCCAUGCCAGGUAAAUCAGUUAACCCGUGGGAAAAAUCCCUUUUUUUAAAGUGUAGGGAUCAUACUCAUUGUAUGUAGAAAUUUUCUGAAGAUUAUUCAUUUCUGGUGACUGUUUGCAGGUUUACUUAGAGUUAUAAUAUAUUAACUUUCCUCCAUUUCCAUUGAUUCCUUACUGGUGUUAUUUACUUCCUGCUGCCCCACCCGACUGUCAACAUCAUCAGGGUCACAUCACUGCAAGCAACCUACUGGAGAAAAUCAUCCGACUGUAAUUCAGUAGGAACUUAAGGACAGAAACUACUCAAAAAUCCUGAAUUUAUAGUUACAAAAACAUUCAGCACACAUAAUGACCUUUAUUUUAAAAAGAAGUUAAUUUAUUUACAGCUCCAUAACUAGGAAAAUAUUUAUCCUUCACUUCAUUAUUAACCUCUUAAAUAUGGUAUUCUCCUUGCCGGCUCCUGAAACUCCUUUAAGUACAGGAUUUCAAAGAAGUUGUCUCUCCAGGACCUGCCCUAAUAAACAAGGAGAGACACACACUCUGAGAAGAGGCAGCUAGGUGAACUCUGCUGCGAGUUUGCGGCUCACGCUCUGCUUCAGGUGCAGGACUAUGUGAGGAAUCUAAACAGUAUUCAGACAUCAGCAGGCUCCCACAGGUUCACUGAUAGAGCAGCUCAUUUUUGAUGAGGAUGAAGUCAUGAGGAAGCUGAAGUGUAGUCAGUGAUCUGGUGCAGGAUCACUGAAAGGAAGUGCCUGGACACUUUUUGGUCGAGAGUGGAAGGAUUGUGUACAUACAGAUGUAUAUUAUGUUCUGUGAAUACUUUGUGAAUAAUAUACUAUAUGUUUGCCGAGAGUAAAGACGUAACCACUACAUAACCACCAAGGUGAAUGUGCUGUAAAUGAACAUUUUGUGAGUUUUAUUGCCAGAAAUUUUAACAAGAGUCUGAGUAAAACAUGUCUGUUCAAGCAUGUGUGAAUCCAUCACAUUUCAUAAAGUUGAUUUCAAAAUAUUCCACAUCUUUGCUGUGUUUUCCAGCAGCCUCCACCGUGUGAGUGCAUUGUACUUUUACCAUUCCAAAGCUUUUUAUUCUCUCGGAGAGUCCCGUAGAUUUCACUCGUGCGUCUCUAUGAACCGACAGAAAAUGACUACUGUGUUUUUGCCCAUUGUAUUUGUGGGGGGAAAGGUGUGUAUUUAAUGAGAGAAUAUGCAGAAGACGUGUAUUUUGGGGUCAGGAUGGGGGUAUGUUCAGAGGAAUAACAAUAAAAGAACAA
Cheilinus undulatus (humphead wrasse) is the source of this 8328-nucleotide messenger RNA. RefSeq names its product protein tyrosine phosphatase receptor type Ub (gene ptprub). The transcript has 30 exons. Gene Ontology annotation, cellular component: membrane. NCBI's taxonomy places the organism in Eukaryota, Metazoa, Chordata, Actinopteri, Labriformes, Labridae. Gene Ontology annotation, biological process: protein dephosphorylation. The record is from RefSeq and is a predicted model, not a curated record. The coding region runs from base 177 to 4508 and encodes 1443 amino acids. Gene Ontology annotation, molecular function: protein tyrosine phosphatase activity; protein binding.